Messenger RNA from Triplophysa rosa, 11558 nucleotides. RefSeq names its product coiled-coil domain containing 66 (gene ccdc66). Lineage: Eukaryota; Metazoa; Chordata; Actinopteri; Cypriniformes; Nemacheilidae. Gene Ontology annotation, cellular component: microtubule; cilium. The transcript is spliced from 20 exons. The coding region runs from base 8585 to 11290 and encodes 901 amino acids. The record is from RefSeq and is a predicted model, not a curated record. Gene Ontology annotation, molecular function: microtubule binding. Gene Ontology annotation, biological process: cilium assembly.
GUUUACAUGUGCUAAGAGUUAAAUAUAAUAAAAAUCGAAACAAGACACAUUUACAGUAAUCUGCAAUGUUCUCAGAAAUGUGAUAUUAUUUUUUAUUAUGUGACCCUGGACAACAAAACCAGUCUUAUGGGUCAAUUUUUCGAAAUUGAGAUUUUUACAUAAUCUGAAUUACUAAUUCUAUAGAUAUAUGAGUUGUUAGAAUAGGACAAUAUCUGGCUGAGAUACAACCGUUUAAAACUCUGGAAUCUGAGAGCGCAAAAAAAUCAAAAUAUUGAGAAAAUUGCCUUUGAAGUUGUUAAUCAGGGGCACUGUGGCAGACUCACAAAAAUAAAGUUUUUAUAUAUUUAAGGUAGGAAAUUUACAAAAUAUCUUCAUGGAACAUGAUCUUUACUUAAUAUCCUAAUGAUUUUGGGCAUAAAAGAAAAAUCGAUAAUUUUGACCCACACAAUGUAUUUUUGGCUUUUACUAAAAAUGUUCCCGUGCUACUUAAGACUGGUUUUGUGAUCCAGGGUCACAUAUUACAUCUUAAACUAAAUGACAGUGUCAAUAUUCAUUUAAAAUGGUUCUCAAUCUACAGUAUUCAAAGCUCGAUGUACUACCAAAAAUGAAAACAUUAACUCUUUCACGAGUUCACCAUGCACAUUUAAUUUGAAUACAGUAGAUAAUACUAAACAAACUUGGCUUGCUGUCCAUGAAAGGGUGCAAACCAGAGGCUGGGCUCGAGCUCCAAGCUUAACCCCUCCUUCUAAUAAAACUGCACAGAGGAAAGAGAAUAAGAGCAAAGUAGGAGGAGGGAUGCCAGAAGAACUGACGUUGGGGCGGCACAGACACUUCCACUUACUGUAUAUACGGUCUUAAUGAUGAUUGACAAGAAUGAAUGUUCAGGCUCCUCCUGAACCUACGUUUAGAAAUUAAUUUAGCCACACUUCAGAUGAAAGCCAGUCAAGUCUGGUAACUGUUAUAAAGUUGAUAAAGCUAUUAGAUAAAUGGGUCAAUGACGUAUAAGGAUUUUCGACAUGCCAAUUUUAAAAUACAAAUAAAUUAUUAUAUCUAUUGCAGUUAUUCAAACAUUAAGAAUGUGGUGUACACAUAAAUGCAGAUCAAAAUUUUUUCGACAUGCCAAUUUUAAAAUACAAAUAAAUUAUUAUAUCUAUUGCAGUUAUUCAAACAUUAAGAAUGUGGUGUACACAUAAAUGCAGAUCAAAAAUUUUUCAUCUUUUUCGUCUAUGAAUUGGCCAUAGCCCUAAAAAAUGUCAUGUGGUGCGACUGUGAUUUAUCUUAAAAUGAAUUAAUUUUCUUAACAUGCUAAACAUUUUUUUUACAAAUCUUUAUUAUUUAAAGUGUUUAUAAACAAAGUAUUACAAUUUCUUUGAGUUUUGGUUAAUAAUCAUCUCAUAUUUUUGCUCUAUAAUUUUGUCAUGCUGGUUGGAAGUCUCUUAACAUCCUGAUAGCAAUCAAUAAGUAAAGUGAUACAUUGGUAUUUUUAUAAUUAUACAGUAUAUUGUCUGUGAAAGGCAUAGGACCAAAAAACGUUUGCCCAAUCACUGCCCUCGGUGCGAGGGCAAUGAUAGGUCAUGUGUCGAUUUUCAGUCAACGUAUUUUGCAUCCCACUGCGCGCCCUGUUCACGAAGACACCAUACGUCACAUACACUGUUCAGACACAGCGGGAGAAUGGCAGGUAAACACCUAGAACCAAACUUUCCCCCUUGUUAAAUGUGUGCAAGUUUGCAAGUGGCACUUGCAAAGGACAAAAUAUUUUUUAAGAAGGCCAUCUUAAAAACUGCCACGACUAAAAACGUCUAAUCAGCAAAGGGUUUUCUCGCAAGCACGAUGUCAGACACUGUAAUAUUCUCUGGCCCCCUCACUGCUUAUCGUGGUGAUGAGAUUUAUAGCAGAUUAUCAUCACUAAAUGGCUGGUUGUCUGAGUGGUGCCAGCAAAAUGAUAUAGUUUUUAUAAAUAACUGGAAGAGUUUUGAGGGCAGACCUGACCUGUUAAAACGAGAUGGUCUCCAUCCCUCCUGGGCUGGGGCUUCCAUCCUGUCUUAAUAAAAAGUCUUAAUAAUGCUAAUGCUAAAGCUUGACUCACUAGGGCCCAGGUCAGGGAGCAGACAGAAUGGCUUAACCAACUGUCUGCUUGCCGUCUCACGUCGCUGAAUACACAAAAUGUACAACAUGUAAUAAUCCCUUCUCCCGAACAUCAUAAAAUAGAGACUGUGUCUGUCCCCCUGAUUAGCAAACAUAAAAUAAUGCGUAAACCUCUUGAAAGUAAUUUAAUAAACGUUAAACAAAUUAAACAUGAACAAAAUACAGAUAAUCAACUGUUACGACUCGGAUUGCUAAAUAUUAGAUCUCUCUCUAAUAAAGCAUUUUUUGUUAACGAUAUGAUAACAGAUCAUAAAAUAGACAUGCUGUUUGACAGAAACAUGGCUAAAACCAGAUGAUUAUAUUACUUUAAAUGAAUCUGUCCGCCAAGAUUAUUAUUAUAAACAUGAGCCUCGUCUAAAAGGCAGAGGGGGAGGUGUCGCAGCACGUUACAAUAACUCUAUUAGCAUUUCCCAGAAGUCUAACUCUAAAUACAAUUCUUUUGAAGUCAUGGUACUUCAUGUUUCAACACCUAAAUUAAAGGUGUUUUUAAAAUUUAUUCUGGCUAUUGUAUAUCGGCCUCCAGGGCACCACAGAGAUUUUAUUAAAGAAUUUGGUGGGUUCUUAUCAGAACUAUUACUGGCCGCAGAUAGAGUCCUUGUCGUUGGUGACUUUAACAUCCAUGUAGAUAACGAUACAGAUGCCUUAGGAAUGGCUUUCAAAGACACUCUUAACUCCAUGGGUUUUUGUCAACAUGUGUCAGGAUCCACUCACCUUCUUAAUCAUAUUUUAGAUUUAAUACUGUUUUACGGUAUAAAUGUGGACGACGUUAAAAUCCUUCAGCAGAGUGAAGACAUUUCGGAUCAUUAUCUGGUAUUAUGUUUGCUUCACUGGCCUACGGCUGAAAAUAAAACUCAUUGUUACAAAUAUGGUAGAACAACAACUUCAACUACCAAAGAUGCGUUUCUCGAUAAUCUGCCCGAAUUGUCUCAAAUCGCUAGCAUGAGAAAUAACUGUAGUAUGUUCGUGUAGGGUGAGAAGGAAGAGGUCGGGGUCGGGUUGACUACUGCAGAAGAAAUGUCUUUAUUGUCACACACGUUACUUGGAUGACGGCGCUACACGCCUCUGUUCACAGUCCCAGUCUUUAACCGGAGCUGACGAUCCUCUUGUAAAGCACUCCUCGUCUCGAACUCUCUCUUUCUCUCGCUCUCUCUGCAGUAGUCCCUGCUGGUUCUCACACACCCGGCUUCUGUCUCCAAGCUGCUUUUAUGCGUCCCCACGCCAAUUACUGGAAUAGAGGACAGGUGUUCAACAUUUGCACUUCGCACCCCAUUUACUCACCGCUUUUCUCUCAGCCUUCUCUCCCGCUGCAGACCUCGCUAAAUCACGCCCCCCUUGCCACAAUAACGUUGAAGAUCUUGACACUACAACUGAAAAUUUUAAUUACACCUUCUCGGAAACGCUAGACACAGUUGCUCCUCUAGUUUUAAAGAAGAUUAAAAAUGGCAGUCCCACACCGUGGUAUAAUGAACACACUCAGGCUCUAAAGAAAGUGGCCCGAAAAAUGGAGCGCAUCUUUAAGAAAACUAAAUUAGAGGUAUUUCGUACAGCAUGGAAAGAUAGUAUUCGAAAAUACAGGAAAGCCAUAAAAGCUUCUAGAUCCGCCUACUUUUCAUCACUAAUAGAAGAAAACCAGCACAACCCUAGGUUUUUAUUUAACACAGUGGCUAAAUUAACAAAAAAUAAAUCGUCAGUGACUUCUGAUCCUGUAUAUCAGCAUAACAGUGAUGAAUUUAUGAACUACUUCACAAAUAAAAUCCAAGAUAUUAGAGAAAAAAAUAUAACAAUGCAAUCAGAAGUGAAACCCGCUGAACAAACUAACUACAGCACCCUUAAGGAGAAAAUGCAAUUAUUUUAUACCGUAGAUCACGAUGAGCUGUCUAAAAUCAUUAGAUCAUCUAAAUCAACAACAUGCAUACUAGACCCUAUACCUACAAAUCUACUGAAAGAGAUGCUCCCAGAAAUUAUAGAUCCUCUUCUUAGUAUUAUUAACUCAUCUCUGACAUUAGGACACGUGCCUAAAGCAUAUAAGGUGGCUGUUACAAGGCCCCUUGUCAAAAAACCCCAACUCGACCCUAGAGAACUAGGGAACUACAGGCCUAUAUCAAAUCUACCUUUCAUAUCUAAAGUUCUGGAAAAAGUAGUUUCAACUCAAUUAUGCUCCUUCCUCCAAAGGAAUGACAUCAAUGAAGAAUUCCAGUCUGGAUUUAGAGCAUGUCACAGUAUAGAGACUGCUUUGAUCAGAGUUACAAAUGAUCUGCUAUUGGCGUCUGACUGAGGCUGUAUCUCGUUAUUGGUGCUGCUAGACCUUAGUGCUGCAUUCGACACCAUUGACCACAGCACACUAGUACAUAGACUCGAAAAUUAUGUCGGCAUUAAAGGAAUAGCUUUGAAAUGGUUUAAAUCUUAUUUAUCCGACCGUUUUCAAUUUGUAGCAAUAAACAAUGAGGUGUCACGCAAAUCGCAAGUCCAGUACGGUGUACCACAGGGCUCAGUCUUAGGGCCUCUGCUCUUCACAUUAUAUAUGCUACCUCUAGGAGAUAUAAUAAAGCGACACGGAGUUAGCUUUCACUGUUAUGCUGAUGAUACUCAACUUUAUAUUUCCUCGAAGCCUCAUGAAACACAGCAGUUCCAUCGAAUAAUGGAAUGAAUAGGCGAUAUAAAAAACUGGAUGAGUAACAACUUUUUAUUACUGAACUCGGACAAAACAGAAGCAGGGCUCUAGACUAACUUUUUGCACUGGUUGCACUGGUGCGCCACACAAAAGUUAGGUGCACCCAAAUUUUCGACCGCAUCGCAUUUAACACCGCUCCGGUGUUAAAAGUGAGUUUUACAAGUUCACUUUUUUUAAAAUCGCUGUCCAUAUAGGCAAUAUUGACUUGUAAAUGAUUAACAAACAAUCUGGUCAACAUAAAGUUAUUUAUUUGAAGCACAAUUCUACAAGAAAGCAGGGCUCUAGACUAACACUUGAGAGAGGUGGCACUGGUAUACCAAGUUAUUCAGUUGGUGGCACCAGCCCUUAAUUUGAUAGCACCAGAGUCGGUGGGUGAGGUAAGAAAAAAGAAUCACUAAAACUUCAUUAAAAUGUGUUUAAUACAUUAAUAAAUCAAUUAGAUAUUAAUACAAAUCAUUGUUUAUGACUGAAUUAUUUGUAUUGUAUAUGUAAACUCUCUUUCAACACUUUACCUUUAUUAUGCUGCUGCCUCUUCAAGAGCUUGCGCAAUAUACUGGAACACGUGUUUUGUUUCCCAACUGUUUGGUCACGAAACAAACUGAAUACCUUUACAAGGUUUCUUGUUAAUAUGGGAAUUUUUAGGUUAUUUUGUGCUAAUAUGUCCGUUUCAGAGUAAGAAGGCGUGAAAGAGAACUCCGUUUAGUAUUUUGUGCUCUGACUCUCUGGGUGCGCGCAUAUCUCAAACAACCCGAUACACGUUUGGCUUCUAUCAAUAGCGACUCACAAAUAAAUAGUAUUUAGCGUGAUCAUAACGUUUUGUAUGCUUUGCAGUAUUGUUAGAGAUCUUUAUACAAUAGUUUAGUGCAUAAAGUUUAAACACAUGUUUCCUGCAUUAGCUUCACACGUAUACAAUACUCGCAACACAUUUCGUUAUCUUUGCUGUUUUGUACCUUAGCAGGGGAAAUUCUUGUAUUCUGCAUAUUUAUUUAAGUUGCAAGAUUGAGCGCUUCACUCGUCUGCUCUUUCGGUCCUUCGCCUCUUACCAGUAACCCGUGAAUUACGUCUUUGGGGGCGGGGCACUGAUAGAUAAGAGAAUGGUUGAAGGAGGGGAGACGAAAAUGAGUGACUGAAUGCGCAGCUUGCGCAAUAUAACAUUUCUGCGCAUUAAAUUUAUAAUACGCAAAAAUUAUAUAUUGAUCAGUUUGACAGUCGCACCGGAGCGACCAUUAAGAAAAACUUGUCGCACUGGCAGGAAAAAUUGUCGCAAAAUGAGACCAUUUAGUCGCAGUCAAGCGUGUCAGAGCAUUGGUUAUGAUUUUCGGACGGAUCAGGCCUUAACUUAACAUUCUUAACGAAAAAGUUGUCAAUCGUUCUUUUCAUCUUCUCUCAUCAUCCGCAGCUACAUCCACUCUGUUUAUCUGAUGGGCCUAGGCUACUCACCUCUCUCUGUCUGACUGCAGCACAACAUUUUCAAACAUACACACACGUACAGGAAUAUCUGGACCACGGCCAAUCAGAGGGGGGUCCGCCCUUCACUAUCUCUGAUUGGUUUAGACCACGAUAUGGGCCUAAUGUGUCUGUUGUUGAACCACAGGGAGACUUUCGCAGAGACUUUUUUUCCCUCGAACGGCUGGUCGCACCGGUGCGACCUCAGAUUUUUUUUAGUCGCACCAUUGAGAAAUUAGGUCGCACUCUAGAGCCCUGAGAAGUGUUACUUAUUGGACCGAAAACUGCUAUACGUAACAACCAAGAAUACUGCUUAAGUAUUGACGGAUGUUCCAUAAAACCCUCGUCGUCAGCAAAGAAUCUUGGCAUUCUAUUCGAUAGUAAUAUGUCAUUUGAGAGCCAUGUCGCCAACACCUGUAAAAUUGUGUUUUUCCAUUUUAAGAAUAUAUCUAAACUACGUCAUAUGCUGUGACUGUCAGAUGCAGAGAAGUUAAAUUCAUGCAUUCAUGACAUCAAGACUAGAUUACUGUAAUGCACUGUUAGGUGGUCGCCCUGCAGUCUUAUUGCAAAAACUCCAACUGGUCCAAAAUGUGGCAGCUCGAGUUCUUACACGUACAAAAAAGUAUGAACAUAUUAGACCGGUUCUGUGAACCUUGCACUGGUUACCUAUAAAGCAUCGCAUUAACUUUAAAAUCUUACAUGGUUUAGCUCCUCAGUACUUGAGUGAACUCCGCUUGUAUUACAGUCCUUCACGUGCAUUACGCUCUCAGGCGUCCCGUCAGUUGGUAAUACCUAGAAUUUCAAAAUCAAGUGCAGGUGGUAGAUCCUUUUCCUAUCUAGCGCCUAAAUUUGGAAUAGUCUUCCCUGCACUGUCCGGGAGGCAGACACACUCUGUCAGUUUAAAUCUAAAGACUAGAUUUAGACUACUCUAGACUAAAGACGCAUCUUUUUCAUCAUCACAUUGUGAAAAGCGCUAUAUAAAUAAAAUUGAAUUGAAUUGAAUCUUUUUAAUCUUGCAUACACUACACUUCCAUAAUAUAAAGGGGUUUAGGCUCCAUUAGUUAGAUGAACCGGAACCAGGAACACUUCCAACAACAACUGGUGUACUUGUUGCAUCAAAGAGUGCAGAACAGUACUCUACUCUCAGCCAGUCUUGUCUCAUUGUUCCAAAUUUAAAACAGCGAGCAGGAUGCAGUUCAUGGCCAGACCUGAUAGUAGAGCAGAUAAUGGAAAGCGGCGACCUGACAAGAGCUGAGAUGAUAGAGCUGGAUAAAGUAGGACGUGGUCACUUGACCACAAAAUUUCAAAUGCUAUUAGAUUAUUAAUGAUAAUCUUAAAACUAUAAUUUACCUUAUUAGUAAGUUUAUUUAUUUUGAUUUAGCCUUGUUGUGCAAGCUCUCUGGAGCUUGUGCAGAGGCAGCAGCUUUUGCCAGAGGGGAACUGUAAUCCCCUGGUUGGGCCUGGGUUCUCCUGAGUUUUUUUUUCUCAAUUAGAGUUUUGGGUUCCUCGCCACCGUUUGCAUACUGUUUUUUGCACUAUUUGCCUGGCCGGGGGGGCUGCUUUAGAAUUAGAAUUUUAAAGUUUUACUUAAUUAAUAUUGCAUAUAGGAAUUUAUAUUUGACCUGUGCUUCUCUCUCCUUUAUCUUAAAUGUGUGCUCUCACUGUGCAUGCAUGUCUGUGUGCGUGUCUGUGUGUGUGCGUACCUGUGUGUCUGCGCGUCCGUGUGUGUGUGUCUAUGUCUAUGUGUGUUAGUACGUGUGCAUAUUGUGUGUGUGGAGUGUUUUGUAUGUGGGUAUGUCUGUCUUCUGUGUUUUCACAUUUUUCUUGUUUUUACAGGUACAACUUUAAUUGUUUUGCUUAUAGUCAAUAUGUCUCAUGUACAGCUGCUUUGUAACAAUGAAAAUUGUAAAAAGCGCUAUAUAAAUAAAGUUGAGUUGAGCAAAGAGUUAAAGCAGAAUUCCAUUCGUGAAUGCAUUCCGGUCCCUGGCGGUCGGUUCGCAGGGGUUUCUGGGGAUUUCCCGCUCGGUCUGUUCGCAAUUUUGUUUCCGGAGGUUUCAACAGGAGAUGUGUGAAAAAUGGGAAAAUCCUGGCCAAAACAGCAGUGUUGACGACGGGUAUGAUUAUAAUCAGUGUUGCUUCUCCACGGUGGGAGCAACUACGGGAGUCAAGGGUUUCAAAUAUGAUGCCAUGGGAACUUCUGGAUCGAAGAACCGCGCGGCUCUAGAAGAAGAGAUUCCAGCACAGCCAAUCAGAGACGCGUUUACUAGUCGCGAGCAGCAACAAAAAGAUAUACGCUCACGUCAGUGAAUGGAGGGAUAAAUUAUGAAUCUCGGUGAUGGUCUGUUAUUUGAGCUGGAAAAUGGAAAGGCCAGGCUUGUGUUGUCUAAAUAUGGUGCUGAAUCCAAGUCCUUGAAUCAUCAAAAGUUCUUAAAGUCCUCUUGUCAGGUCCCUUCAAAGAAAAAAUCUUUAAGAAUCAUCAACUCAAAACAAGGUCUAACUCGACCAGAAAAGCCUGAACAGGACAAUAAGUGCAAAGACAAACCAACUACCAGUUAUAUAAGACAGAAUAUUACACAUGAACUCAGAAAGACCAAAAAUAAGAGCUGGUCAGAAACCAGCUCCAGCAGGGCUAACGGAGUCCUCUCAGAUAAAAAAGAAAAUGAUUCCCAUAUGGUCACAAAGAAGAAAGAGAGUUUAGUGUGUUUAACACAGGAGCAGUUUCAACAGAUACUGAGCACCAUCAACAAGACCACUGCAAAUGACCCACAAACCCAUACAGAACCUGUGGCCAGCUUAGAAGAAAACUGCCAUACCUCUACAACGGCUGAAGAGUUUCCUCUAAAUGGCAGUAGUCCUAUGCAAAGAGUGGCAGAAGUAAAGAAAAACAUAGAGCACAUGUCUCUCUGUGUUUUCAGGCGUCUCUCACAUGAGCAGCAGUCCGGGCUGUUCAGUACAUUCGGAGAGCGAGAAAGAGAGAGGGAUGCACUGGAGGCCCAAAGAACUGAAUGGAGAAGAGAGCUCGAUGAGCAAAUGGCUUUAAAGAGGAAACCGAGAGCUAACGUGAAGUCAAAUGAUAAGUCAUGUGAAGGAAGGCUUAAAAACACAAUGGAUGAGUGGGGGACAGCACAAACACCUGCUGAAAUAGAAAGUUCAAACCCCAAAGCUCAAAUCCAGACACAUAAGCAGCUGCCUGCUGCCAUCCGUUCAGCCUUCAUACUGGGGGAAGCUGCCCCUAUGGAGAAUGUUGUUAGCGCUCAAAGAGCAGAGCAACAGAGACAGUGGUUACAGGAACUGGAUCAGCAGAGAGAGGAGGCCAAACUACGUCGACAACGCGAGAAAGAAAUCAACAGCCAUCCUGAGGAUAUGGAGCGGUGGGCAGUUCAUUUUGAUUCUCUUCAUCGGGGCGUAGCAAUGGCGUCUGAGGACAGGGAACCUGACAUCAGCAGCUGUCUUUCUCACCGGUCUGUCUCUGGAGCGCUGUCUACAGCUUGGGAGGGCAUAAGCCUGUUUGGAGGGGAGAGUCUGGGCAGAGCCAGUGUUGAUACUGUUCAGGGAAAUCAACAGAGAACCAGCCAUCUUCGCACCAUGACAGCCUUGCUGGAUCCUGCUCAGAUUGAAGAACGUGAACACCGGAGACUCAAACAGCUUGAGCACCAGCGAGCAAUUGAGGCUCAGGUAGAAGAACGCAGACGUCAAAAAGAGAAAGAAGAGGCCACUCGACAGGCACAUGAUGAAGAGGAGGAGAGGAGAGUAGAGAUAGAGAGAGAGCGGCUCCAGCAGCAGUUUCUAAAGGACACAGAACGACAGAGACACAAAGAGGAGUUGCAGUUACGUAAAACUGAGGAGCUGUAUCUGAGUAUUCAGAGAGCCCAAGAGGAGGCGUUUAAAGACAAACACCUCCAGAGAAUCAAAGACUUGUCAAAAAAAGGCCACAAUGUUUCCAGACUACUGCGCAGCCUGGAAGGAGACUCUGUAUCUCAGGCCUUCAGUGGUCAAGAUUCACCUAAUACAUCGACAAGUUUGAUAUCAUCUGAGGUUAAAAUCCAGAGAGUGGAACCUUCUACAGCACCAUCUCCAAGAAAAGAUACCGCUGUUCAGACAGAGGUGAGCCAUCUGCUCGAGACAGAUGCAGUUUGUGACCCAGGAAAAGAGUCUCCCAACACCGCAGUAGCAUGCAUGGCUGCUUCAAACACACUGACCUCUAAGAAUUCCAAAAGCAGCGUUGAGAAACUGCCAGAGAAAAGUUAUGGCACUGUGCCCACAGAGGCCGAAGCCGACCCUUAUGAGCCUUACGCACGGACCGGCAGGAACGGCAAACAGCAGCCCACAAAAAAGCCUGAAUGGAACACGCAGAGGCCCAGUAAAGCUUUCAUCCCGGCGUCUGAGCGAUACCCUGAGAUUUUGCAGCGCCACAGACAGCAGAACAGGAAACACAGACAGAUGGAGCUCAUGACACUUGUGGAGAAAAACACUGUCUCACGAAUACUUCAGCAAGAUCCUUUACCACCACCCAUCAAUAACAACCACAGAUUAACAGCACAAAGACAUAUAAAUCCACAAAAACAGAGUGAAACCAAGCUGCAAGAAUCAGUCUUCACUGCUGAAAGUAGAGCGCUAUCUCCUGUUCCUGCAGUGAAGAACCGUCUACAGCAGCCAUCCCAGCAGUCCUCUCGGCAAAUGGUGGACAACAUGGGGCGCCCUCCCUCAUUAGACUAUGUGCCCUAUGUACGGACAGAUGAGGUUUACCACAUGGACCCCAUGGCUUCACACUCCAGACCCUCCACACAAGAAACCCAGCAGAGAGUCAACAUAGCGAGAAGCAGGCAGGUAACACCUCUGGUCCAACAUGACCCAUCACAUCCUAAAAGCACUGAAAGACAACAGGCCAUCCUAAAGGGUCUGUCUGAGCUUAGACAGGGUCUGCUGCUGAAACAGAGAGAGCUAGAAACCAGUUUAAACCCUUUACUUCAAACACAACAAAAACAACACUUUCCACCUUUUCGGCCAUGUGAGGCAAAGCUGCUUUAACACUAUCCCUGAAAUCAGCACUUUAUAUCAUCAAACAGUAAGCUCUUAAAAUGAAUUUAAGUUAGAGUUAAGAGCUUUAAAAUGUUUAUAUUGGCAUCUCUAACUGUGAAUUUAGGUAAUGAAAUUGUUCAUUACUUUGGCAGUGAUUUUAUACUUAUUGUGUAAUUGUGGUACCUGGUGAUUUGGGUUUGGGACUGAUUUGAGUAAUCUUGAAGUUUUGAGUUCUGGCUGGACUAUGAAUUUAAUAUAGUUUUCCAAUAUGCACAUG